This is a messenger RNA of Cannabis sativa, 933 nucleotides long. Its product is annotated as putative ubiquitin-conjugating enzyme E2 39. The coding region runs from base 1 to 933 and encodes 310 amino acids. The record is from RefSeq and is a predicted model, not a curated record. Gene Ontology annotation, molecular function: ubiquitin conjugating enzyme activity. NCBI's taxonomy places the organism in Eukaryota, Viridiplantae, Streptophyta, Magnoliopsida, Rosales, Cannabaceae. The transcript has a single exon.
AUGAAACUAUUUGGCUACGACGAAGCUAUGCAUGGCUUAACAUUUAGAGAAGCUGAAGAGUUUUACAACAUUGUAAAAGAACGUUUGCAACAUUUGCAUAAUGCAUCUCGUCAAGUGAAGCUACUUAACCUUCCCAAAGUCAAAAAUCAUCAUCAUGUUAACAACAAUCGUUAUGGUGAGAUCGAAGAGAUUGAAGUUGAAAUAGAGAAAAACUUUCGUAAUUUUAAAAAUUUUGAGAUACUCGAAACCCCGCCUUUAGAUCAUCACUUUCUUGAUCACCAGUCAACUUCUACCCUAUUUUGUUUCGGUGUCUACAAAAAUAAGUCAUUAAAGAAAAUAAUGAGACAAGAGUGGGAGAUUUUAUCGUCUCAACUUCUAAAUUCGAUCUUUUAUAUUAGAGUUUAUGAGUCAAGGUGUGAUCUUAUGAGAGUUGUUGUGAUUAACGAGCAAGCAGCGACUAAUUCUUAUCACCAUGGUUUGUUUUUCUUUGACUUAUUUUUUCCUAAAAAUUACCCUUCUAAUCCUCCUAAGAUUGUUUAUUAUUCCUAUGAAAAAUCACUUCAUGAAAUUAGAGGAGUGGUUUGUGGUAAUUAUAUUUUCAAGAACUGGGAUUCUAUGAUUAAAUCAAACACUGAAUCCCCAAUUCUCAAUGUUCUUGUUUCGAUCAAAAAUUUUAUUUCAAAUUCAAUUGAAUUGGAAAGAAGCAUUGAAGAUAUUUUUCAAAUGCUACGGUCUCCAUUAAUAGGAUAUGAAGAUUUUGUGUUGGGUUAUUUUCUUUUGAGAGCGCAUCAUAUUCUUCUUAAUUAUAAAAAUACAUUUACUAAUCCAAAUGAGGAGAAUUACAAAACAUUCUUCAACUUAAUUAAGGCGUUUGAAGAAAUUGGAGCAUACUGUAAACAUCACUACAAAUACUUGGAGUCGUAUAAUAAUUAA